Molecule: messenger RNA, 833 nt
Organism: Linderina pennispora
Lineage: Eukaryota; Fungi; Kickxellomycota; Kickxellomycetes; Kickxellales; Kickxellaceae
Exons: 1
Source: RefSeq, a predicted model, not a curated record
CUUCGACCCUGCGUGAGUGUGGUAUUUUCUGUAGCAAUCGACUUUCUGGACUCCAACAAUUCGGAAUGGAUAUAUCAGACUGUAGAGUUGGUGGCAGGAUUCAGCGCUGUGCGGGUUUUUGUGAGGUGCCAGAGUGCCUAUUCAUUAUUGCUCCUGGAGCAAGAGUUCUGAAAGCUAGUAGGCAUGGGGAAAUCCAGCACCAUUUCUGUACCUAUUGGUCUCAUCAGUCAGAAUAUUGAGAUCCUGGACAUGCCAAAUAUCUACUUCACACUUCACCAGCUAUUUCGAGUGUCCAAGCACCUACCAUACCUCAAGCAGCUGAAACCUGAUAUCGAUCUGACAGAUAUACUGCAUGCAAAUGGUGGUAUCCAUAGAGGAUGUCAUGAUGUAUGCCAUACUCGUAGGGAACAAGUAGAGGAACCAAGGCGGAUAGCGGUCUAUUUAUUUUGUGGCCGCACAAAUGUUAUGAGCUCAUCAGCCCCAUGUUCGGCCAUCUGGAUGAGAGUUGCUCGGAUAUGGAUAUUGCCAAACGACUGGAUAUUCAGCGCUAUUCUCUGUUUACAAGGCUGGCUGGUAUGGAAGCGACAUGGGAUAACUGAGUAGAUGGACGCGUGCAAAACAGCAGCUAUUCCCUUGGCACUCUGCCCAGCUAUCAGAUAUAGGAAAACAUAUACCAGCAACUAAAUCCUCACACUUUCCUUGAUCAAGCCUGGUGCUCAAGUGCUGACCUCAUGGCGAUUGCAUGGACAAACCACCACCAAGAGUUUACUCGUCGUCUUGAAGUUGCAGCACCCGCUGCUCAAUCCAGAUUAGAACAUUCUCACAAAUAAGCG